AUUGUUUUCUUUGUUAAAAGACAUGACUGAGCUACAAGUUUGAGACUUGAGAGGCGCUAGAAAUUCUGUUCCGGGAUCCACCCGUGUUUGCUAGUCGGCUGGCACGCGCUCACCUCACCUGUUGAAAGUCUAGUCUUCGUUGUCGGACUGCCCAACCGACAACCGCCACCGACCUGGCACACGUUUUCUCCACAGGUCCAACGGUGCCACGAUGAAACAACGGCCACACCUGCAUGGCCCAAAGAACUGAAAUCUUCGCGUCGCCGAAACGCGCAUCUGACCUGCGUCAAAACCCACCGGCCCAAUCUAACCCAUCAGCAAAAACCGUCGGGCCAAACGCGCCUUCCAGGCACGGUAGAGUGGCCAAUCGUAUGACCCCGCUCGCGACCCUAUAAAAAACCAGAACGAUACCAUCUCACCAGCCACAGCCCAGAUCAGAGCAAACUCUCACACCAACACAAUCCCAAGAACACCGAGAGAAUCCGAAGAUGAGCGUGGAGAUCCUAGACGGGAGCACGGUGCGGAGCUUCGUCGAGGACGAAGGCGCCUUCAACUCCUCGGUGGACGGCCGGUUCGCCGCGCUGGACGCCGACCACGACGGCCUGCUCACCUACGCCGAGAUGGCAGGGGAGCUCAUGAGCCUGCGUGUGCUGGAGAAGCAUUUCGGCGUGGACGAGGCCGCGGUGGCGCCCGACGAGCUCGCAGGGCUGUACCGCAGUCUCUUCGCGCGGUUCGACAGGGACGGCAGCGGGAUGGUGGACCGCCAUGAGUUCCGGGCGGAGAUGAAGGAGGUGAUGCUCGCAGUGGCCAACGGGCUCGGCUUCCUCCCCGUGCAGAUGGUCGUCGAGGAAGGCAGCUUCCUCAAGGUCGCCGUCGACAGGGAGCUCGGCCAGCUUGCCAAAGCUGCCUGAAGCUCUUCAUCGCAACUGCCACUUGCUGCUUGGAGUUCCAUUAUGUACUAAGUUUUGAUUGUCUUUCGUGCUUUUCAUUAGCACCAUUUUUACAUUGAGUUACAGUAUUUGUAAGACUUAUUCAUGUAGUAAGUACUGCAUACUGCUUGUUCUAUGAUCACGCAAAGAUUUAAUACGAGCAAAUAUACUAAUUUCUAUUA
This is a messenger RNA of Sorghum bicolor (sorghum), 1111 nucleotides long. RefSeq lists its product as uncharacterized. Gene Ontology annotation, molecular function: calcium ion binding. NCBI's taxonomy places the organism in Eukaryota, Viridiplantae, Streptophyta, Magnoliopsida, Poales, Poaceae. Bases 489 to 911 code for a protein of 140 amino acids. The record is from RefSeq and is a predicted model, not a curated record. The transcript has a single exon.